CCGAGCUCGGUCAGCGAGAAGAGGGAGCCAGGGUGCGGCCUGGGGGACGUCAGUGGACUGGAGCCGCGGAGCUUCGAGCGAGAAACUUUGCGGGCGCCGCGGCCGGGAUUCGGUGGCGGCUCCAGCUCACCCCAGCAGGUGCGGGAGGAAGAGGCGGCGCCGGAGUCCCGAGGCCGGAGUGCCUCGGCGGCGGCGGCGGCCGCUUCUUUCCCCCGAGCUGGCCUGAAGUCGCUGGGCACUCCCGGUUUCUGCUGCUGCGCCCGCCGCCGCCGCCACCGCCACCGCCACCGCGGGGCCCCGGGAGGAGGCGCAGCGGGAGAGGGCGGAGGAGAAGCAGGAGGAGGAGGAGGAGGAGGAGGAAGAGGGGAGAGGAGGAGCAGGGGGUGGAGGAUGGAGACCGGGGCUGCCGCGGCGGGCGAGCCGGCGGCGGCGUCCUCCUCCUUCCAGGCCCGGCUCUGGAAGAACCUGCAGCUGGGAGUGGGCAGGAGCAAGGUCGGCGGAGGCGGAGGCGGGAGCGGGCGCGCAGGGGGUCCGGAGCGUCGCACUGCAGACACCCCGUCGCCCUCCCCGCCACCCCCGGGGGGCACGCGGGGCGCACCGGCCGGCGGGAGUGGUGCAGGCAGCAGGUGGAGCGGCUUCAAGAAGCGGAAGCAAGUGCUGGACCGAGUCUUCUCCUCCUCGCAGCCCAACUUGUGCUGCUCCUCGCCGGAGCCCCUAGAGCCAGGCAGCGCCGCCGGCAGAGCCGAGCAGGGGUUCACGCUGCGCCGCCGGAUCCGCGAGCAUUUGCUCCCCGCCGGAAAGGGGCCGGUGGCGGCGGUAGGAGCAGCGGGAGGGACGCCUCCUGGCGGACGCUCCCCCGACUCGGCUCCCUCCUCUUCCUCCGCCUCAUCCUCCUUGUCCUCCUCGCCCCAGCCGCCGCCGAGGGGGGACCGCGCCCGAGAUGAGGGUGAACGGCGUCGGGGCCCCGGGGCGCAUUUGUGUCAUCAGAAGAGCUCCUCUCUGCCGGGCACCGCCUGCCUGGAGCAGCUGCUGGAACCGCCGCCGCCUCCGGCAGAGCCAGCGCGGAGCCCCGCGGAAUCUCGGACCCCGGAGACAGGCGAGGAGCGCGGCAGCAGCCAGAAAAUAAACACUGCUGGAACCAGUAAUGCAGAAGUCCCCUUGGCUGAUCCCGGAAUGUACCAGUUGGACAUUACAUUAAGAAAGGGUCAAAGUUUAGCUGCCCGAGAUCGAGGAGGGACAAGUGAUCCAUAUGUGAAGUUCAAAAUUGGAAGAAAGGAAGUUUUUAGAAGUAAGAUAAUACACAAGAACCUCAACCCUGUGUGGGAAGAAAAAGCCUGCAUUCUGGUUGAUCAUCUUAGGGAGCCAUUGUAUAUAAAGGUAUUUGACUAUGAUUUUGGACUACAGGAUGACUUUAUGGGCUCAGCCUUUCUGGAUCUGGCACAACUGGAGUUAAACAGGCCCACCGAUGUGACCCUCACUCUGAAAGAUCCUCAUUAUCCUGACCAUGAUCUUGGAAUCAUUUUGCUCUCAGUCAUCCUUACCCCUAAAGAAGGAGAGUCUAGGGAUGUGACAAUGCUAAUGAGGAAGAGUUGGAAAAGAUCAAGUAAGGAACUUUCAGAAAAUGAAGUGGUUGGAUCUUAUUUCUCUGUGAAGUCUCUCUUUUGGAGGACGUGCAGCAGGCCAGUUCUUCCUGUCCUGGGCUUCUGCAGAGCAGAGCUUCAGAGUUCUUAUUGCCAAAAUGCACAAUUUCAGACCCAAAGUUUACGCCUAUCAGACCUACACAGAAAAUCACAUCUUUGGAGAGGAAUAGUCAGCAUCACCUUGAUUGAAGGGAGAGACCUCAAGGCCAUGGAUUCCAAUGGGUUGAGUGACCCCUACGUGAAGUUCCGGCUUGGGCAUCAGAAGUACAAGAGCAAGAUUAUGCCAAAAACAUUGAAUCCUCAGUGGAGGGAACAAUUUGAUUUUCACCUUUAUGAAGAAAGAGGAGGAAUCAUUGAUAUCACUGCAUGGGACAAAGAUGCUGGGAAAAGGGAUGAUUUUAUUGGCAGGUGCCAGGUCGACCUGUCAGCCCUCAGUAGGGAACAGACGCACAAGUUGGAGUUGCAGCUGGAAGAGGGUGAGGGACACCUGGUGCUGCUGGUCACUCUGACAGCAUCAGCCACAGUCAGCAUCUCUGACCUCUCCGUCAACUCCCUGGAGGACCAGAAGGAACGAGAGGAGAUAUUAAAGAGAUAUAGCCCAUUGAGGAUAUUUCACAACCUGAAAGAUGUGGGAUUUCUCCAGGUGAAAGUCAUCAGAGCGGAAGGGUUGAUGGCUGCUGACGUCACUGGAAAAAGCGACCCAUUUUGUGUGGUAGAACUGAACAACGAUAGACUGUUAACACAUACUGUCUACAAAAAUCUCAAUCCUGAGUGGAACAAAGUCUUCACCUUCAACAUUAAAGAUAUCCAUUCAGUUCUUGAAGUGACAGUUUAUGAUGAAGAUCGGGACCGAAGUGCUGACUUUCUGGGCAAAGUUGCUAUACCAUUGCUGUCUAUUCAAAAUGGUGAACAGAAAGCCUACGUCUUGAAAAACAAGCAGCUGACAGGGCCAACAAAGGGGGUCAUCUAUCUUGAAAUAGAUGUGAUUUUUAAUGCUGUGAAAGCCAGCUUACGAACAUUAAUACCCAAAGAACAGAAGUACAUUGAAGAGGAAAACAGACUCUCUAAACAGCUGCUACUAAGAAACUUUAUCAGAAUGAAGCGUUGUGUUAUGGUGCUGGUAAAUGCUGCAUACUACGUUAAUAGUUGCUUUGAUUGGGAUUCACCCCCAAGGAGUCUCGCUGCUUUUGUGCUCUUUCUCUUUGUUGUCUGGAACUUUGAGCUGUACAUGAUACCACUGGUUUUGUUGUUACUAUUGACAUGGAACUACUUCCUGAUAAUAUCAGGGAAAGAUAACAGGCAACGUGAUACAGUAGUGGAGGACAUGCUAGAGGACGAGGAAGAAGAAGAUGACAAAGAUGACAAGGACAGUGAAAAAAAGGGAUUUAUAAAUAAAAUCUACGCCAUCCAGGAGGUAUGUGUCAGUGUCCAGAACAUCCUAGAUGAAGUGGCUUCCUUUGGCGAAAGGAUAAAGAAUACUUUCAACUGGACUGUCCCAUUCUUAAGCUGGCUGGCCAUUGUAGCCCUCUGUGUGUUCACAGUCAUCCUGUACUGCAUUCCGCUGAGAUACAUUGUCCUUGUCUGGGGAAUCAAUAAAUUUACAAAAAAGCUUCGGAGUCCAUAUGCAAUUGAUAACAAUGAACUACUUGACUUCCUUUCCAGAGUCCCUUCAGAUGUACAAGUGGUGCAGUACCAAGAAUUGAAACCAGAUCCUUCUCACAGCCCAUAUAAAAGAAAGAAAAACAAUCUUGGCUAGCCAGCUCCCAGCACUGAGGAGACCAGCAUCUGUUUGGGAAGAUAAAAGAAAAAGCCCUCAGCCUCAGCAGCAUUUCCUUUCUUACUGCUUUUUAUUUAUUUUGCCUUUUUAUCAUGAUGGAGAGAAUUUGUAAAUAGUGUAUAAAGGCAUAUGUCUUUGAAAAUAUAGUUCUAUUGUACAGACUCAACUUGAUAAAGGUUUUGCUACUGCUGUGUGAAAGCCUUGUUAGCUGUGGAUAAUAAUAUAACACAUUGAAAGAACAAAUAUAAGAAUGAUGAUAACAUUGGAAGAUAUACACUUACCUAAUUACAAGUGGAUUAAAUACCUGUGCUCUGAUUAAAUCGACACCAAUUGUAAAUGUCAAUUUGAUUUUAAAGUUUUUUUUUUAAUGUGACUAUUUUUUAUCUCAAAAGUAAUCCAUUACUCUUUUCUAUGUUUUAUACAUUUCAAAAGGUAGGGAAAUCCCAAAGCCUGAAUAAUGGAAUAGAUGCAUUUCAAUUUAACAUAUAUUCUGGUUUUAGAUCCUGACAUUCGCUCCUGUGCAAAUUACUUAGGUAUGACUAAGCUGAUUUUAAGCUAAUAAGUGAAGGUACAUUCACUCCCUCAAAAGAAUCUUCAAUACUCUGCAAUUCUAUAAAGAAAACUUUCAAACCUUCUAACAAUCAUUCCAUUUUAAACCUUAAAAUCUCUACAGGACUACACCACAUAAAUACUGCCAGUUUAUAACAAUUGCCUAUCUGAAUUUUUAUACCUACCACUAAUUUAAUUUAUACAGAGUUAGCAAAUUAGCAACCCAGUAUAGUUAUCAAAAAUACUAGCAAACUAUAUUCAUAUCGCUUUUGGUGUCAGAUUGUAUCUGUGCAUCUAAAAAUAUUUUAAUACUCAAGUGCUCUCAAAAAAAAACUCUGCUUUCUCAUUAGAUUACUGAAAUGCUUUAAUUCAUACUAUCAUUUUGUUAUUAGUGUGAAUUUUAAUGUAGAGGAGAAUGCAGUGUGCUAAGUGAUAGGCCAGUGUUUCACUACAUUUAUAAAAAAAAUUCUUGAUAAUGCAUGAAAACCUGUUUUGUAAAAUAAACUGCUUGGGGGUGGUGGUUGCCUUUAACAAUGUUUCACUAUUAUCAUAGAAUCUACACUUAAAAAUUGCAUUCCCAAGACUCGUAGUUUUUGUAUCUCACUCCUGGUAUAUUGAGGGAGCAUACCUCUGGAGAAAAAUAAUUUGGUUGGCUGAGAAUGUCUUACUUCCCUGACUUGGUAGGGGAUUACACUCAGUUGAAGUUGCAGCAGACAAUGCUUUGCACUACUUUAUUAAUAAUAGACUGGGAUGGGGUAAAAGUGAGGGUUAACCUGGAAAAGUUAUAGAAAAGCUGAAAAAUGUAUAUUUCACUCUAAAGGAAGAGUCUUUGACAAUAAAUUUAAUCUCAUUGAAGUUAUUUUUAAAGUAUUUUUAUUUUAGAGAUAAGUUGUUAAAUACUAUUUCUUAUAAUAGAACUAUUUUGAUCUGUUUAUAUACUAUGCUUGAAUGUCAAUUAAAUUCCCUUUCUACAGAAAGGCUUUGACCUCAACAUGCUCUAUUUAAUGUAUCAUGUUUAAAAUGACAUGCUUCCAUCUGCAUACCAUUACUGUUUGUUGCUAAAAACAAUGUUCCAUGAACUUGAUGUUACUACAGAAAGUUUAUUGAUCAGAUAACUGUUUGAAAUAACUUUCGAUUAUAUCUUAUGUGAGACUUACGUUCUAUGCUGGCAAUGUGUACUCAGAUGUCUCUAAGCCUGAUAUUCUACAACCUGAGAUGUAUCUAGCAGAUAGUAACCAUUAAUAGAUGACUAAUUUGUUUGUUUCACUGUAUCAAAUUUCAGAUGUUUAGUUCAAUGGUAAUGUUGACUACACAUUCACUGCAUUAAAUACAAAAGAAAAUAA
Messenger RNA from Callithrix jacchus (white-tufted-ear marmoset), 5309 nucleotides. NCBI's taxonomy places the organism in Eukaryota, Metazoa, Chordata, Mammalia, Primates, Cebidae. The record is from RefSeq and is a predicted model, not a curated record.